Molecule: messenger RNA, 2081 nt
Organism: Lagopus muta (rock ptarmigan)
Lineage: Eukaryota; Metazoa; Chordata; Aves; Galliformes; Phasianidae
Gene: MFSD8
Product: major facilitator superfamily domain containing 8
Exons: 12
Coding region: 110-1714 (534 amino acids)
Biological process (GO): transmembrane transport
Cellular component (GO): lysosomal membrane
Molecular function (GO): transmembrane transporter activity
Source: RefSeq, a predicted model, not a curated record
AGGCGGUUCUUCCCGCGGCGCGCGCCCUCUGGCGUCGGGCCUGGAGGAGUGGGAGGCGGAUCCCCGAGGAUCCCAGCGGCGCGGGGCUCGGAAGCGGACGCAGCUCGGUAUGGCGGCCGCUGAGGGGCGGGAGCCUUUACUGAGGGCUGGAGAGGAGGAGGAGGAGCAGGAGCAGCAACAGCAACAGCGGCGACGGCGGGGCAGAGAUGUCGUGGAAACGCAGGAGCAUUACAAGAGCAGGUGGAGGUCUAUCUGGAUCAUGUAUCUGACUAUGUUUCUCAGUAGUGUAGGUUUCUCAAUUGUAAUUAUGUCUGUAUGGCCAUAUCUCCAAAAGAUUGAUCCGACAGCAGAUGCAAGUUUCUUGGGGUGGAUUAUAGCUUCGUACAGCAUUGGCCAAAUGGCUGCCUCUCCUCUGUUUGGUUUAUGGUCCAACUACAGACCAAGGAGAGAACCUCUUGUUAUUUCAACUGCAAUUUCAGUAGCUGCUAAUUGUCUUUAUGCCUAUGUUCACGUACCUCAUUCACACAACAAAUACUACAUGCUUACUGCACGUGCUCUUGUGGGAUUUGGAGCAGGAAACGUGGCUGUGGUUCGGUCAUACAUUGCGGGUGCCACUUCUCUUACAGAAAGAACAAGUGCCAUGGCCAAUACCAGUGCCUGCCAAGCAGUGGGCUUCAUAUUAGGACCAGUUUUCCAGACUUGUUUUACACUUAUUGGAGAGGAAGGAAUAACAUGGAAAUCAAUUCAUCUUCAGCUGAACAUGUAUACAGCACCAGUUCUAUUUGGUGCUCUUUUAGGAAUUAUUAAUAUUAUACUCAUCUUUGCUAUAUUCAGGGAGCACCGAGUGGAUGACAUGGGACGGCAGUGCAACAGUAUCAAUUGUGAAGGAGAAGAGACUGGUGUUCUGGAUCAGGAUGCAGAAGGAAACAUUGACCAUGUUGCUGUUGUAGCACUAAAUUUUCUUUUCUUUGUCAUCUUGUUUGUCUUUGCAGUCUUUGAAACCAUAGCUACUCCACUGACGAUGGAUAUGUAUUCCUGGACCAGGGAAAAGGCUGUUUUUUAUAAUGGAAUAAUCCUUAGUGCGAUUGGCGUUGAAUCAGUUAUUGUUUUCAUGGUGGUGAAAAUGCUGUCUAAAAAGACAGGUGAACGUGCCAUACUCCAUGGAGGCUUACUGAUUGUCUUAAUUGGAUUCUUUAUCUUACUGCCUUGGGGGAAAAAACUACCAAAUAUCCAGUGGCAAGCGAUAAAGAACAAUUCCAUUCCCCAAACAACCCCCACUGAAAUGGUGAUGCCUUUCUGGAAUUUGCAAGCAAUGCAGCUUCCAUCCAACCACUCUGAACCCGCAGGCUGCCCCAUCACGCAGUCGUGGUGCCUGAAUACUCCCAUGAUCUAUCUGGCUCAGUAUAUCAGCUCUGACAUACUAAUAGGAUUGGGCUAUCCAGUUUGUAACGUUAUGUCCUACACUUUAUACUCAAAAAUUCUAGGCCCAAAACCUCAGGGUGUCUACAUGGGAUGGUUAACUGCUUCUGGAAGUGGAGCACGCAUACUUGGACCGGUUUUUGUGAGCCAAAUAUACACUCACUUGGGACCACGCUGGGCAUUUAGCUUAAUAUGUGGAGUGGUUGUAAUCUCUCUGUUAGUCUUGGAAAUAGUAUACAAGAGACUUAUUGCAUUUUCUGUCAGAUUUGGAAGGAUGCAAGAAGAGAGGAGUUAAAUACAUAAGCAAUGAGAAUACAAAAACAAUUUAAAAAAUAACAGUCCAUUGCUACUUUUUAACAUGGAGUGCCUAACCACUGACCUUGUUGGAUGUGUGAUAAGAACUGCACAUAGGUACUGAUGCAUUGACACAUUUCAAUUCAGCAUAUCCUAACACAUGGUUGUACUGCUGCAAUAGAGCUUUUUGUAUUCCGCUUUUCUAGCAGCAGAGGAAGGAUGUGAAUGAGUUGAAUCAAUACAAAGGCACAUUUGAAAUGCUCACAUGCACACCAAGUACAACAAUGAAGGUCACAGGUUAAGAAUGUCCCUUUCAGGAAGCAGUGUAUCUUGAUUCUGUGAAUCAGGAUUAGUAACUCUUCUAACUA